This is a messenger RNA of Heterobasidion irregulare TC 32-1, 1836 nucleotides long. RefSeq lists its product as uncharacterized. The coding region runs from base 1 to 1836 and encodes 611 amino acids. The record is from RefSeq and is a predicted model, not a curated record. Lineage: Eukaryota; Fungi; Basidiomycota; Agaricomycetes; Russulales; Bondarzewiaceae. The transcript has a single exon.
AUGACUGACAAAAACACCCAUACUCUAUUAGCCGAUUGGCAGCGACGCACUCGACAACUAUCUGAAAGCCAUCCGAAUCGUAUUCAGCUAUGGGAAGAUCGCGUGUACGAGGACUUAAACCUUCUGGAGACACUUUUCUAUAGGCUGGCAUCUUCAUCCAAGUCACCAUCGCGAGAGGUCGCGCCAUAUUUCGCUGGUAUGGCCUCCAUUGCUGUGACGAUAGCAGGCGUUCGGGGGACAAUCUUUCCUCGCGACAUGUCGACGGCUCCCAAUAAACCAAGCCAUUCUUUUCCAGUCUCUUUCUUCAUUCAGAUCAAGGAUACUGUGCGCUCCAAUGGGUGGUGCCCGCUGGCCAUCAAGCGCUUUCUCGAGCCAUCCAUAAUCCUCCUAGAGUAUGCGAGUACAUGCGAACCUUCCAUAUAUCACGGUGCCGAGUGCACCGAGGAAGCGUGCACUCGGAACACAAUUAAUGCCACGGGAUACAAACCGCAACACACGACGGAAUGUCCAUCCGCUUACGCGUAUACGAUACCUCCCAAAUCAGGAGUAUAUGACCUGCUGCAGCGGGGAAGGAUCCCAGUUAUUCAGCGACAGCCGAAUGGGACACUAUGCGUCAGAGACGCUUCCGAGACUCCGUAUGUUGCUAUAUCCGAAGUGUGGGUGGACGGCCUCGGCGGCACGACCGAAAAAGGGCUGCCUACGUGCCAAAUUGAACGAUUGGCGAAGCUCGUCCAUGCUUUGCUUCCUGGCGGGGCAUUCUGGAUGGAUUCGCUCUGCGUGCCGGAAGUCAGAGCGAUGAGGAAGCAGGCAAUCAGACAGAUGGGGAGGACAUAUGCGGAUGCAAGUGCGGUGCUUGUGACGGACGCAGGCAUUCGAUGUUACUCUCGAUCAUCUGCUUUGGAAGAUGUAGCGCUGGGUGUUCUAACUUCAGGUUGGAUGCAGCGUCUAUGGACACUCCAGGAAGGUCUAUUGGCGAAGAAGCUAAUCUUUGAGCUUUCAGAUGGUUUCGCAUCUCUGGACAGUUUCUUCCCCGAUCCUGCCAUGCAGUGGGCCAAUCCGCUUCUUUCUCAGUGCCUUUCGAAACUGUAUCACUUCACAAGACGGCAUAAUCAGCGCCUUUUAUCUAUACCCGGGGCUCGUACAGAGUUCAUAGACCUCGUGCGAUUUUUGUUUGGGAGAUGGACUAGCAAACCGGAGGACGAGACCAUUGCAGUAUGUGGGCUGCUGAAUGUCGACCCAAUCACGUUAUUCGAUAUCGAGCCGCUGGAGCGCUUGAAGACUUUGCUCAUACAAGUCGGACGCCUGCCAAGCGAUAUCGUUUUCAUGGAUUGUCCAAAGAUGGAGGUCCCUGGCUUUCGCUGGGCACCCAAGUCUUUGAUGCGCUCUGAUUUUCGUGUAGGACACGAGUGCCGCGCGGUGUGCACGGCGGAAGGGCUUGACGCAGAAUAUCACUGCGCGCGGUUCGCUCAGGUCGUUAUUCCCGCUGGAAUCACCGGGAAGCUUUUGAUCCAAUUCGACGAUCAGGGCGCUGCAACUAAAGUGUUAGACGGGGCGAUCGGAAGACUAGAUGUUUCCUAUGCUUGCAAUGUCGUGCUGUUAGAGAAAGACCUGAAGAACGGGAAAACGUGGAUGAAGGGCGCAUUGGGCCUGUUGGAUACUACUGGUUUGUCCGAGUGUGAUCAAGGCACCAAUUUAAGAAGAGAUUGUGAAUAUCUGGGGCGUGCGAUGUUCAUUCCGUUAACUAACAGAGCGUUGGAAAAGCGUGUAGCCGAGAAACCUAGAUCUGCUAUAGUCAUAGAAGCAACACUGGAAAAAUUGCGGGUGCUGGUGAGAUAG